This is a messenger RNA of Diachasmimorpha longicaudata, 1989 nucleotides long. It is a transcript of the gene eas, whose product is annotated as ethanolamine kinase. Gene Ontology annotation, cellular component: cytoplasm. The coding region runs from base 667 to 1704 and encodes 345 amino acids. Gene Ontology annotation, biological process: phosphatidylethanolamine biosynthetic process. NCBI's taxonomy places the organism in Eukaryota, Metazoa, Arthropoda, Insecta, Hymenoptera, Braconidae. The record is from RefSeq and is a predicted model, not a curated record. Gene Ontology annotation, molecular function: ethanolamine kinase activity. The transcript has 6 exons.
CAUCAAUUGUUAUCGUCUAGUGCAUACAAUAAAUCCAAACCCAACAGCAGUUUUAUCCUGCCAUUGGCAUAAAAGAACUGAUACUAAUGAAAAUUUGUUUCUGACCAAACGAUCGGAAUAAAAAUAAUCAAUGGAAUGAGAAGCCCCAAUUGACAUUAACAAUGUCCCCGAAGGUUCGAUCCUGCCACCUUGAAUUUACAAAAUUGCCAUUAACAAGUGCUACACGAUCACCAGGCAAUAACAUUUUCCAGAAUACAGUGGAAUUCUGAAGAAUGCAUUGGUCCAGUUGCUUUGGUGGUACAUCUGUACCACGUAUCCUCACAAAAUAAUUUCAACCUUGAGCUCGAAGUAUGAAACGCUGGAAGUGCUGGUCAAAGUCCAUUACUCUCACUCAGCUGUAAUUUAUUUUAAACGCCCGAGAGUAAUGCUUGAGUGAACAUUAUCAGUUGUCCUCUGAGCCUCGUGACACGAGGUUGAUCCAUUCAGAUACUGUGAUAACAUCGAUCUGGCCGACUAUCACUGAGUGGAUUAAAUUAUCAGCUGAUCAGAUGGUUAACGAGUUCCACGUUGAAUUUUUGCGAUAAAUCAGUUGAUUAUUUAUAUUUUUGAUCGAGAAUAAAUCAAUGUUCCUCUGAAUCAAUCAGUCUGACUUUUGGUCUCCGAGGUAUGGAUAAAUCAUCGAACGACAUAUACUUGAACAUAACAAUCGAUGAAAAUGAUGUUUUUGAAGGGGCAAAGGAAAUUAUCAAACGAUUGAGACCGGAUUGGUCCACAGGGGAACUGAAAUUCAAGAUUUUCACCGAUGGAAUUACAAAUAGACUCCUUGGAGUUUAUUUUGAUGAUUAUUACAGAAUGGUGUUGAUUAGAAUUUAUGGUAAGAAGACGAAUUUGCUGGUGGACAGACAGGCUGAAAUAAGAAACAUCAGGAUACUGCACAAAGCAGGAUAUACACAUUCCCUGUACGCAACAUUCAACAACGGCCUCGUCUACGAGUUCUUACCAGGGGAAAUUCUGACAGUGGAGGCGGUCAGACAACCAGAAAUUUACAAACUCGUUGCAAAACGUAUGGCCCAAAUGCACAGACUCGAUCCCCAAGAUCCCAUGAUGGUGAAAGAGCCAAUGAUUUGGGACAAAAUAGACUGUUUCAUGAGCCUUAUGCCGAGGCGGUUCGAAGAUCCCAUCAAACAGGCCAAGUACGAAAAAAAGAUAAAACCAUUCGAUAUCUUGGAGCAAGAGUACAAACUACUGAAGGAACAGCUGUCAAAAUUGGACAGUCCAGUUGUAUAUUGUCACAACGACCUUUUGCUUGCUAAUAUUCUUUAUGAUAAGAGGGAUAAAUCAGUUGUCUUCAUUGACUUCGAAUACACAGCUUUCAAUUAUCAAGCAUUUGAUAUUGCCAAUCAUUUUGCUGAAUUUGCCGGGGUUGAAAAUAUAGACUAUUCCCUCUAUCCCGAUGAAACUCUGCAGAGAUCGUGGCUCAGAAUGUAUCUUCAGGUUUACAAUAAAUGCAGCAAUGUAUCUGAAGAUGAAGUAACAAAGGUCUACAAACAAGUGGAAAAAUUUGUUCUCGCAGCACAUUUUCUCUGGGGCUGUUGGGCAAUUGUUCAGUAUGAUAAUUCAUCCAUUGAUUUCGACUUUUUACAAUUUUCUGCAGAUCGAUUCAACGAAUACUUCAGGCGAAAAGCUGUUCUUGGCGAUAAAUAAGUGAAAUAAUUUUUCUCUUUGCGAUUUGGAAAAAAAAAUGUCCCACGCAUUGAACAUCUCAAUCCUUUGUCAAAAUGAAUGCAGUGCAUUUAAUAUUUAUAGUAUUACCACAAGAUCCUCCGUUACAUUCCCGUAAGAUAAUAGUAUUUACCCGUUGAAAUGGACUCGAAUUGAUAUGUGUGAUUGACAGUGGCAAAGCUGGUCUUUAUCAAUUUUAUUCGUCACGAAGACGAGAAUUUGUUAUAUUACUGUAAGAAUGUUAUUGAAUAAAAAUUUUAUCAGCCA